Messenger RNA from Pochonia chlamydosporia 170, 207 nucleotides. RefSeq lists its product as hypothetical. The transcript has a single exon. NCBI's taxonomy places the organism in Eukaryota, Fungi, Ascomycota, Sordariomycetes, Hypocreales, Clavicipitaceae. The record is from RefSeq and is a predicted model, not a curated record. The coding region runs from base 1 to 207 and encodes 68 amino acids.
AUGCUGGCGCUAAACAUCAUGGAGCUUCUGGUGGGAUGCCAAUAUUUCGGUCGCGUCUUCUCGGAGCCAUCAGCCGCUGUUCAAGGAAAGCAAAUGUAUCGGCUGUUCUGUUCAAAGUACCUUGGUAGCUCAAUGGGCCCCGUUAAGUCUUCGUCCUCCCGGGAACUUGGCGUGCGGAGCUCCAAAGCGGGUGACCAAGGGGUUUGA